Hevea brasiliensis (rubber tree) is the source of this 3652-nucleotide messenger RNA. RefSeq names its product transcription factor TCP2. Gene Ontology annotation, molecular function: sequence-specific DNA binding; DNA-binding transcription factor activity. The record is from RefSeq and is a predicted model, not a curated record. Lineage: Eukaryota; Viridiplantae; Streptophyta; Magnoliopsida; Malpighiales; Euphorbiaceae. Gene Ontology annotation, biological process: regulation of secondary shoot formation. The transcript is spliced from 4 exons. Gene Ontology annotation, cellular component: nucleus. Bases 748 to 2199 code for a protein of 483 amino acids.
GUAAAUAAGAAAAGAAAGAAAGGGCAAAAGAAGAAGAAAAAAAAGGAGAUAUAUUAAAGGAUGGGGGGAACGGCGCGGUGUCUGCCCCUUCCCGAUAAGCCCGGUGGUUUGCUCGAAUGGCUCAAGAUUGAUCUGUGAAGCUAUUUAAUAAUCUUCUUCAACGAAAGUCACAGAUCUGUUACUUUGGAUGCUUAUAGGCAAAGAUCUGUGAGCAGCCAAUUGGUGAAAAAUAAAAUGCAACAGAAGAAGCAACAAAUGGAAAGAAGAGAGACAAAAAAAGGAGAAAAAUAAAAUUUUUUACGAGCUUGACAACUGUAACUAUAACCAACAUUGUUUCAGCGGCUGAGGCUGCCACUGCAGGCUUUGCUUUUUAAGAGAGAGCCCUAUGCAAACUGCAAAAAGCUUAAACGAGUGAGAAACUGAGAAGGGGAUUUCUCUCUCCUGACUUGGACUGUGAUAUAUCGAGUAGUAAAAAAAGGCCUUUUAAUCACUCCACAGCCAAAGUACUCUUGUGAAUUAUCGUCAUCAAUGAAUAGGACACAGCAACCCCACCUGCUACACUUCUUCUAGCCUCUUCACUUCUCUCUUUUCCACGCCCAUUUUCAGCUCUCCUCUCCAUGACAAGAACAAAAAGAUGAGGAGAGGUAGCUAGCAAGAAGGAAGCAAACGCAAGGAAAAAGGAAAGAGGGGAAGUGUUUUAGGGUCUUGGUUUUUGAGUUAUUGUUUUGACAAAGGAAUGAAAGUGCUAUGGAGGUGGAGGAGAGUCAGACGCAACCCAGUAAGUUCUCUAGAGUCGGUAAUGGCAGAAGUGACACUAGCAAAAUAGGCCAAAAAGGAAGUGGUGACCACCAAUACCCAGAUGACGAAGAAGAUGGAGAUCUCAAAAGGCCUAAUCUUGGCACUGGAAGUAUUGGUGGUGGCAGUAGAUCGGGCGGCGAUGCCGGCAGCGCCAAUAGGCUUCGUGGGUGGCAGCAUUCGUCACGCAUAAUUAGGGUUUCUAGAGCUUCCGGUGGGAAAGAUCGACACAGUAAGGUAUGGACCUCGAAGGGGCUAAGGGACCGGAGGGUCAGGUUAUCGGUGACCACCGCAAUACAAUUCUACGAUCUCCAAGAUCGGUUGGGCUAUGAUCAACCAAGCAAAGCAGUAGAAUGGCUGAUUAAAGCAGCUGCGGAUGCCAUAAACGAGCUCCCUUCGCUGAAUGGAUCCUUCCCCGACACUCCGAAGCAAUUAAGUGAUCAGAAAAGAACCAGUGAUGGUACUGAACAAGGGCUUGAUUCAGCUGAUGUGGAGCUUGAAGACCCCAAUUUUAACCAGAACCAGCAUCUUUCAUUGUCAAAAUCCGCUUGCAGUAGCACUUCAGACACAAGCAAAGGCUCAGGACUAUCACUCUCGAGGUCUGAUAUUCGCGUAAACCGUGUUAAGGCUCGAGAGAGAGCAAGGGAGAGAGCUGCCAAGGAGAAGGAGAAAGAGAAUGAAUCACGCAUGGCACAUCACCAGAACAUGAACCCCAUUUCUCAAGGAUCCACAUUUACUGAGCUUUUAACGGCUGGGAUUAGUAGUGUAAGCAAUAACAAUAACAACAACAACGGCAACAACAAUGGUGCUACUACUAGUCCUGUUUCUGAGGCCAACUUGUUUCACAAGGAGGCAGCCCCGGCGAGGCAGUGGCCUUUGACCCCGAUGGAUUACUUUAGUACAGGGCUUUUAGGGCCUUCAUCUUCGAGGACAACCCACCAUCUAUCGGGGUUUUCAGGACAAAUACAGUUGGGGAAUUCAAUCCCUCAAGCAAUGACAAUGUCGAUCCCGCAAUUCAAUUUCUCGGGGGAGAAUUCCCAGGAGCAGUUGCAGCAUUUUCCUUUCGUUUCCGAUCAUUUGAUCCCAGUGGCCACGACACAGCCCGGUCCCGGUGGGGACUAUAAUCUCAACUUCACCAUUUCUUCAGGCCUUGCUGGUUUCAAUAGGGGGACCCUUCAGUCCAAUUCUUCAUCACCGUCUCUUUUGCCUCACCUCCAGAGGUUUUCCUCUUCUCCCGUAGACGGCUCAACAAAUGUACCUUUCUUCAUUGGUGCUGCUGGAGCGCCGCCGCCACCACCUAUGGAGAAUCAUCACCACCAUCAUCAAUUCCCACCACCUGGGUUGCAGCUCUGCUAUGGAGAUGGAAGCAGGCAUUCUGACCAGAAAGGCAAAGGGAAGAACUGAUCACUGCUUUGAAGCAUUCCAUCUUCCUGGUCAAGUUUUCCAAUUUAAUGGUAAAUUUCUCAUCUGGAAAGAGCUAGCAUGGGAUAGUGUAUGGAGUUCUUCAACCACAUUUUUGUCAAUAGUGUGCCCAUGUCUAUUGUCAGUAGCUGAAGAUUUUGCUGCAGUCAAAGGAAGAAGAGGAUGAUGUAGAGCUGAAACUAGAGGCAAGUUGAAGCUCUUCAUUGCAUAUUGAUCUUGCUUGGAGCACGCCAUAGGUAUUAAGGACUCUUACCGCAUGUAAGAAAUUAAAGAAGGGUGGCCCUUGUAGCUCUCUGGAACAAAAACUUGGUGCUCCUAAUUGUUUGGUUUCUAUUUUAUCAUUUGCAUUCACUGCACAAAACAAAUUUAUAUUCCAUGGAAAUAAGUUGAAGGAUUCAUAUUCACUGCUCAUCAUGGAUAUAGUAUUUAGAUGAUGAUUUAGCAAGUCUGAAGCAAUCUUUUCAUGAAGCUUUUCUUUAAUUCAAAUUUUAUUGUAAUUUCCUGGUUGCUGUAAUCAAACAUGCGAAGUUUUUAUUGGAUGCUUUCGGAUACCCUUGAUAUAGUAAUAGUAACAGAUAAAUAUCUUACAAAACUAUGGCGUUUUAAGUGUAGAUGAUGCAUGUGAGACAAGUGUUACAAGUCUUUUAUAGCCUUGUUUUGAACAAUGUUAGUUUUUGUUACUAUAUUGUUCUGACUUUGGUUGCUUCGCACGAGAUCGUAUUUCUAUUGCAAUUUAGGGAUUUGAUGUGCCCUCAGCUCAUAAUGUUAGGAGACUCUUUCCCUGGAAGAUUUUAUACGCAAGCCUCGUUUUUCAGGUUGCUCCAUGGUUAAUGCAAUGUUACCUUUUCUCCUGAAAGGAGAGUUAGAACAGCUUCUGAUAUAUUGAACAUUUCGGAUACUGUGAAUAUAACUAUAUAUUUUCUGGUUUUGUUAGCCCAUUCUUGAACUUAGCAGUUGCAAUAAUAUAUAAAAAGAAUAUUAUAUAACGGAUUUCGAAUAUGCAAAACAUUAUCAGGCAAGAUUGCCCUUAAUUUUAUUUACACUGCAUUUACUGCUGCUUUAUGCUUUUGUGCAACAAGGAUUAUUACUCUUUUGUUUGCAUGCAGAAACUAUCAAAGCACAAAACCCAUUGACAUUAAUUUUAUUGGGAAAAUUUUGAUGCAGGUAAGCGAAGAUGGAGAAAUGCAUGGCAGGAAGCCACGAGGGAAUGCAUAUAUGCCUUCCUAACAUUGGGUGAUAAACCAUAAUAUUAGCUUUUGAAAGUGUUGGUGUUCAGCUUUAUCCAUUUUCUAGUCUUUCUGGUUGCAUUCUCAUAUGUCAGGAUGCACUUAUGUAAUGCGUGGGAAGCAAUUGUGUGUUUUUUGGAAGAAACAUGUAAAACAAUUCCAUCGAAGUUAAUUCUUUUUCCCGUCUAUGAUUAUUCUGAAAUUGUCUA